Molecule: messenger RNA, 525 nt
Organism: Necator americanus (New World hookworm)
Lineage: Eukaryota; Metazoa; Nematoda; Chromadorea; Rhabditida; Ancylostomatidae
Exons: 2
Coding region: 1-525 (174 amino acids)
Source: RefSeq, a predicted model, not a curated record
AUGGACGAAGACGCCCGACUGAAGAAGCUGGACUAUACAGCACCGAAGACGCUACAAUUCGUGGCAGGGCUUCAAGGUCCAUUGGUCCGUGAAGUUUGCCUCCGAAUGCGUCGACCAGAUACGUAUACAAAGAUGCGCCGUUCACAAAAGAAGACAUCGUUGCUGAAUCUCGACAUAGGGGCUGUUGUCACGUUAGUGACGCGUCGAGCGUGGAGAAAGCUCGGAUCUCCAGCCUUGGAGCUUAAAAUCAUGCCAGUCAAGAAGGCAGAAGGAUCACCGAUGAAGACUGACGGAAAAUUCUCCACAGACUUCUCUGUCAGAGACCGCAUAACAGGGAAGAACAUUCAAGGUAAUGGAACCUGCUACGUCAUCGGCAUGAAUCUGCUAGAACUGGAGUGGUGUAUUCAACUUCCACUGUACAAGGAGUUGAAAGACAAAUAUCGCUGCCGAAUGGUGACUAAAGAAGAAGCAAACCGAGCGAAAAUCAUCGCAGGCUUGAAGAAGCAAUAUGCAGAUGUAUUCUAG